Molecule: messenger RNA, 4539 nt
Organism: Anopheles arabiensis
Lineage: Eukaryota; Metazoa; Arthropoda; Insecta; Diptera; Culicidae
Gene: rogdi
Product: protein rogdi
Exons: 5
Coding region: 548-1702 (384 amino acids)
Cellular component (GO): RAVE complex
Source: RefSeq, a predicted model, not a curated record
ACAUACACUACGCGUUCUUGUGGGGCUCUGUGGACCUGAGUAGUGCGCGCUUUCCACGGUGACACUGUAGUUCAAAUCAAUUGUCGCAUUCGAAUGGUCGAAAUUGUGUACACUUGCGGCCAAAUAGACGAGUGUCUUGUGUGUUGUGUAUACACGAAGAAUCGAACCAGCGCCGGUUAUCAACACUGAAGGUCGGCGGAGACACACAUACUACACCCCUGCUCCCCGUGUGGCGUUGUUUAUCGUGCUGUUGAUUUUGAUAAUUAUCGAACCAAAUUUUUGAGCAAACGCACGAGCCGGGCCGCACAAGAUCACGCGGUCCAAACGGUCCAAAAACGGAACGGCCCACAGCGGGCAGUGUGGAUGCGCGACCAAUCCAGAGGUGUUGCGUUCCCGUGUUGGGGUGAUUGGAAUUUCACGACCAGGACAAGGUUGCAAAUUGAACAAGAUUAAACCAGGGGACGGGUGUGCGGUAUUCAGGUGAAAGCAUUCCUUGACUGAUUGGAGGACGCUUCUUCAACCAGGCACUCAACUCAGCUGGCUGCAAAUGUUGCGAUUCAGCGGAUCGAACUGGUUCACCAGGCCACACUCCCGCCGAAAGAGUGGGAAAAAAGUAAAGGUAACCUUCUCGGACCAGCUCGACACGACCGCCAGCGACGACGGCAGUGGUGGCAGUGUGCCGUCUACGAGCCCGAGCCCUUCCACUUCCGCCCAGGCCCGGUGGCGCUAUCUGGAGCAGAUCUUCGUACCGCCCAGUCCGGAAGCGGCACCGAACCGUUCGGGUCCGGCGUUCGACCGUACCAGCAGUUUGCGGCAGAGCGGUACCAGCUACGCAUCGGUAGGGAGCGCCAGCAGUGGCCCGUACAAUAGACGACCGCCGCCACAGCGAAAAGUAGGCCAGAAGAUGGCAGACUGCGAGAAGGAGGAAGCCCUAAAUCUGCAGGUGGAAUUCGAGUGGGUGCUACACGAGGAGGUCCAUUCGGUGCUGAAGCAGCUGCACGUUAUCCUGGUGGAGUGUGCCCACCGAUUUCCGGUCCCGCUGUACGGUAACGAGGGCAAGAAGCAGGACAAGUUUGUGCUGACGGCCGCACCGGAACAGCUCAAGUGUAUCGUCACGCUUACCGGGGACAGCAUAACGCAUGCGGACAUCAACUUUAAGGUGCAGCGGCAGCAGCAACAGAUCCAGCGCACCUCCAUCACCCAGGACUACCCGUGGAAGAUACAGCAGGUGCAGGAUGCGGCCAACCACCUGCAGCAGGCGAUCAACCACAUCGACAACGUGGACAGUGCGUACCAUUUCAAGACGUCCGACGAGGUGCUGCACAUACUGGGCAACAUUCUCGGGGCGUUGCAGCGCGGCCGCACCUCGCUCGUCGUGCCCCGCAAGAAGCCGAUCGACGAGCUGAUGAAAAGCCGCAACAUGAAGGCGCUGUCGCCGAACCUGCCGGAAGAUUUAGCGAUCAGCUUCUACAUCCAGAGCCACAAGCUGAUCUUUGUCGCGUACCAGCUGACCAACUUCCAGGGCACGAUGAAGUUCGACUCGUGCCAGGCGGAGUGCUCCGUACCGUGGCUGAACGAGGUGCUGGUGCUGUUUACCGUCGCGCUGCAGCUGUGCCAGCAGCUGAAGGAUAAGAUAUCAGUAUUCUCGCAGUAUAAGGACUUCACCGUUGGAUCGCGCUCACCGUCAGCACUGUCCUACUGAUGCCAGGUGCGCUCAGCAAGCGGUUGCGUACCAUGUCUAUCGUAGACAUUGCAAAACCGUCCGGAUCGUUUGGUCGAGCCGUGUUCAAUGCAGACAACCAGAUCGAACAAACCGCCACCUCUCUUUAUGCGGCAGGAUAUAUAAGGUGAACGCAUAAGAGGAGGAAAACCAAAAAAAAAAAAAAAAAGGGUAGUUAAAUAUACCACACGGUCGCCGUACCGCACUGCUGUAUAAGACUCGCGGAAAUACUCUGGCUCCCAACCCGGUCGCUACUUCGGAUUUUCUUGCAGUCGUGUUGUUGGGAAUGCGUGUAUACUUGAUGUUUGUUAUUAUUCAAUCAACACAAAAAGCGCUAAUCCCGUUGUUAUUGCAUUAGCCUGUAAGCACUAUCCAAAAACAAAAAUACCUGUUUCAUCAAUCGUAUUCGAGGUUUUCGUGUUGUGUAUAAUCGACAACCGCGCCGGUAUUCCAAUCAGGGUUUGCUCCUUUCACAAAAUUCGAUUCCUUAGUGCCAUGAUUUUGCGGAAAGGAGAUUUUAAGCGAUGCAGCAAUACAUUUGAUCGUUACUAAAUCGAGAUAUACAAGGAAGUAAUUGGCAGUGUGCGUGUUUGUGUGUUCGAAUCACCAUUCAAUCGGUUAGUUGUGAACAAAGUCAGUAGAAAUGUCCCUGAAACCACAGUCCUUUUCCUUCCUAUUUCGAAAAGGUGUAAUCUGUACUUAUAUAAAUUGGCAGAAAGGAUAACAUAAUACACACAUUGGGCGAAUGCGAUAACUUAAGCCAACAAUAAUCCUAACCGUAGAAUUAGUCUGCCAAAAUUAUAAAUCUACACGCAAACCGAAAGAAAACUAUAUUAACAUCUGGGCUGGAAAAAAAACCCACUGAGGCACAACAGAUCGUCGUUUACAACACAAAACAUUGUGAUAAUGCCAAAUAAAAAGAAGAAGAAAAAAAUGAAAUACAAAAAGAACAAACACAAAACAAAACAAAAACAGCCCCAAAACAAUGCAAAUUACGCAAAGGGAAAACAGCAAAUCCACGCGGUGCACCUGUAUAUAGAAUUAGCUGCGUCGUAUAAUAUAUAUGACUGAUGUUGAACGUCGUUGGAUUAGCGGAAUCUCAAAAAAUAUUUAAAAUACAAAAAAAGGAAAUUAAAUUUACGAAAUUUCGGAGUUAUUGCUUAGACUUUUUCGGAAAAGAAAAAAUAAACAAUUGGCUAUUGCGCGUAGGAUAUAGUGUCAUAAUAUGAAAAAAAAAGUUAGCUAGCUAGAACAAACAUUGGACACAUAUUAUGCUUUAGUUGAAUUGCAUAAGUCAUUAGCUGUCCUUAAUGUAACUGUACUGAUAGGCAGUGUAAGCUAUUUCCCGGGUUUGACUUGUUGUUGUUUCCCUUCAAUUUUUUUCGUGCCUUAUUUCAUCCGAUUCGUUAUCUAGAGUCUAUUUGAUUACGAUUGAGCAGUUUUUUGUGUUGUAUAGCAUUUACAAGAUAGAAUACAGUUAGGCGUAAUAAGAUAGAGGAAGGAACAAAGCCUUAACUUGAGUUGUACUUUUAUUUUAAAAUAAAAUGUUAAUCGUUCCUAAUCAAUCGACGAUUGACGAUGUGUUAUUGUACAUCGGUUUAUGUUUUUUUUUUUACUUUCACGUUGUGCUUCUAUUGUGUAUGUUUGUGUGUGCAAGUAAACAGAAAGAUCUCAAUACAAACAAAUUGCUGGUAUAUCCCGUUCCGAGCCGAUACAUUGAGCGACAAAUUCUAGUCACGAUAAAACAAUGAAAAGAAACAAAAACACAAACAUUAAGAUUACAAAUUAAACGAACAAACUAAAACAUACGGUGAUGGGAUGGUUUUUAAGCAUAAUGAUACGUUCAUAGUUGAAGAAAGUCAAUUGCGUUAGUGAAUUUUAAUGCGCUUCAAUGUUUAAGCCCUAUCCCAUUUGCUUCGUAUUUGUUCGGUUGAAGUAAAAGAAGAAAAUAAUCUUACCUUAAAUAUUGUGUGCCCCUCACGAAACAUUACAAAACGCACUUAUCCAGACAAAACUUCGUACUAAAAAUGUUCAUUGAUUUUUCCACGAAAUGAUGAAAUUGAACUGGACUGCGAAUAAAAACAUGAAACUAAAUGGGAAUGAAUGGUAAAACGUGAAAAAUUAAACAUGAAAUUAAAUAAUGCUGAUAAAAAUGUACGAAAUCUGUAAAUUACGAUCGUAAUCUGUGUCGAACUUGGAUGGAACAGUACUGGAAGUGAAAUAUGUUUGCAAAACGGUCCUUAGGACAAGCGUAGGUUUCCCCGCACCCCCAUAUAGCAAUAAUACAGUGGUGUAAGGCUCGAAAGUAGUUUACUUGGUAAAGCUUAACAAAUAGCGUUCGAUAACAAAAGCAUACCAGAGCAAGGAAUGUAAAGAAAAAAUAAAAACGUUACAGAACAGCAAGGACAAUAAUAACAUAAACUGCUGGACGAAUCUGUCGUAGAAUGUGAAGAACGUAACAAACUAAAAGGACAAAAACAACAAAAGUUGAAUAGUAUUUCCACAACAUAACACGAACCUGUUACAUGCUUAAGAAAAGUGAAGCUGAAUAAUUUGAUUUUGGAUAACUGUAGCCGUUUAAAAUGUUAACAAAACAGAACAAACAAAAAAACAGUUGUGUCCGGAAUUGUUCGCUUUGGUUUGAAACGGUACUUGGCACGAGACGCGUUCAAACAAAUCAAACCUUAAGAGCUGAUUACAAUCGCCGGAAGCGUUGCGGUGGCCAGUGGUAGAUCCACGCAGCAAAUAGCAAUAGAAACGAGCAUGAUAACAACCACAAUAAUAUUUAAUUGAAAUAAUAACAGGGAAAAAACAUCAAA